Messenger RNA from Sitophilus oryzae (rice weevil), 1919 nucleotides. Its product is annotated as sodium/potassium/calcium exchanger Nckx30C. The transcript has 8 exons. Gene Ontology annotation, molecular function: calcium channel activity; calcium, potassium:sodium antiporter activity. Gene Ontology annotation, biological process: intracellular calcium ion homeostasis; calcium ion transmembrane transport. Lineage: Eukaryota; Metazoa; Arthropoda; Insecta; Coleoptera; Curculionidae. The coding region runs from base 1 to 1905 and encodes 634 amino acids. Gene Ontology annotation, cellular component: membrane. The record is from RefSeq and is a predicted model, not a curated record.
AUGACCUUUCGCAUGCCCGUGCUCUGCUGCGUGCUGCUAGCGUUGCUGGCAGCAGCACAACACGACGACGAUGCCAAUCUUCUGGACGAGAAUGUCACGGUCGAAACCACCUCCUACUUCGUGUCUUCGCCCGUUCCGCCACUCACACUCAAUGCCUCCUCUCAUAAGAAAGAGGAUCCCCUCUUUCCCAAGGAUCUGUUCACCGACGAGCAGCUCAAGUCCGGGGCCAUAAUUUUUCACAUAAUGGGCGUCAUUUACAUGUUCGUCGCUCUCGCCAUCGUCUGUGACGAGUUCUUUGUUCCGGCGCUAGACGUCAUCAUCGAGAAAUUCGAGAUCCAAGACGAUGUGGCGGGCGCGACCUUUAUGGCAGCCGGUGGCUCUGCACCUGAGCUCUUCACCAGCGUCAUCGGCGUGUUUGUCUCCUUCGACGAUGUAGGUAUUGGGACCAUUGUCGGUUCUGCAGUAUUCAACAUCCUAUUCGUUAUCGGAAUGUGUGCAAUUUUCUCCAAAACAGUUCUAACGCUCACCUGGUGGCCCCUUUUCAGAGACUGCUUUUUCUACUCGAUCAGCUUAAUAGCGCUAAUUGUUUUCUUUAGAGAUAAUAGAAUUCAAUGGUACGAGGCCUUGAUUUUGUUCAGCUUUUAUAUUGCCUACGUCAGUUUUAUGAAAUGGAACCAGCCGAUGGAACGGCUCGUUAAAAAAGUUGUUUACAAGAACAAAGUUACUAGAGUGAGGUCUACCGAUCAACUUAUGCCAACGUCUGCUUCACAUGGCACUGUAGCGACAUCUAGUGAAACAAGCGUGGGAACGCAACCUGGCGGAAGCAUUACUUCGCGUACUGCCUCUGAAACACCACAGGUACCUGCCUCUACUUCAGGACAUCACACAGGAGCAAAAUUCAGACAUGGCCUCCUUCAACUUAUGAUACACACAAUAGACCCCCUUCAUGAUGGUCAGUAUGCAGGAAAAGUUGACGAAAAAGCGACACAACUGCACGCUAUUGCGUCCUUAAAGGUCCUUUUGGACGCCACAAAGCCACAAAAUGGCGCUGCCACGUCCUCGACGGCGAGUUACGUGGCCACCGCCACUGCCUCCAUUGCGAAGCAGGAGACAACGCUGGCCCCGUCCAGCUUGUCUUCGGAUAUGCCCAACGGCGUAUCUAACGCCCUAGCGGAUAUCAAUUUAGAUGCGCGUCGUAUGUCUGCCGUACGCACCCGUGCAUCGCGUAAAUCUCUGAGCUCACAAGCGGUGGUCUGUCUGCAGGUUGGUGAUGGAGAUAACGAGGAUCCGCAGGCCGAAGCCAUGGAUAUGAGCUGGCCUGACGGUAUGCGAAAGCGCAUCACUUACGUGCUGUUGGCCCCUAUUGUCUUCCCGCUUUGGUUAACUUUGCCAGAUACCAGGGCACCUAGAGGUAAAAAGUUCUUUCCGCUAACAUUCCUCGGUAGCAUCGUUUGGAUCGCGGCCUAUUCGUACCUGAUGGUGUGGUGGGCCAACCGAGCGGGGGACACGGUGGGGAUACCCCCCGAGGUCAUGGGGCUGACGUUCCUGGCCGCGGGCACCUCCAUACCGGACCUAAUCACGUCCGUCAUCGUGGCGCGCAAGGGAUUCGGGGACAUGGCCGUCUCUUCGUCCGUUGGCAGCAAUAUUUUCGACGUUACCGUCGGGUUACCAGUGCCUUGGUUGUUAUUUUGCAUCAUUUAUCGAGAACCAGUAGAAGUAAAUUCCACUGGAAUGGUAUGCUCCAUUACCAUUUUAUUUAUGAUGUUGGUGUUUGUGAUCAUCUCCAUUGCAUGUUUCCGAUGGAGAAUGAAUAAGGGCCUCGGCUUUACAAUGUUCUUACUCUAUUUCGUCUUCGUUGCGGUGUCACUCAUGUUCGAAUACAAGUACAUCUUAUGUCCAGUGUAAGAGGGUGUGAGAUA